Messenger RNA from Cydia amplana, 1777 nucleotides. It is a transcript of the gene ric8a, whose product is annotated as synembryn-A. The record is from RefSeq and is a predicted model, not a curated record. The coding region runs from base 102 to 1739 and encodes 545 amino acids. The transcript is spliced from 8 exons. Gene Ontology annotation, biological process: G protein-coupled receptor signaling pathway. Gene Ontology annotation, cellular component: cytoplasm. Gene Ontology annotation, molecular function: G-protein alpha-subunit binding; guanyl-nucleotide exchange factor activity. NCBI's taxonomy places the organism in Eukaryota, Metazoa, Arthropoda, Insecta, Lepidoptera, Tortricidae.
AUUAGCUUUGCACAAGUGCUUUACGGUGAUUGGUAUACAGAUACGUUUAAUCUGAUUGAAGUGAGAUUGUUUUUGUCGCAGUGAUAUAAACAAACAAUAUCAUGGAACAUGAUGAGAUCGAACUAAUUAGCAGCGGUGAUAAGCUGCAAGAGGUAGCACAAGUCUUACAGGACUUCAUCAAAAAUAACGAGAGUACAUUUUUAUUUCCAAAUUUAGCUGAAAGUAACAAACGAGUGAUUUUGUGGGCUGCGUUGUUCCAGCAUCUUCAAAAUAAGACGUCGGCGCCGAUUCAUACUCUUUGCUUAGCUGCCAUUAGAGUGUUAAGCCGAGACAAAUCAGAACUCGAAAAUUUGAUUUGUGAAAAAUGGAUAACAACCUUAAUAGAGCAUGGGGGAUUGUACAAUUUCAUUGGUAUCAAUGAAGAAAACAUGGCCCCUUUGGAGUUGCCACAGAAGGACACUGCCAUUGAGGCUUUGAAGUGUCUGUGCAACAUUGCUUACAACAGUGAGGUGGCGCGGGCGCUCUGCGCCCACACCAGCAUUGCCCAAAGCCUGGUGGCCAGACUCAGGAUUUACAAAGACAUUCCUUUCAAAGAUGAAAUCAUGCUGUUUGACAUUAAGUUGCUGUUUAUCUUGACUGCACUAAGGUCGGAUAUAAAGUCUAAGAUAAGAGAUGAGCUGCACGGGUUGGACUAUUUGGUCUGCUGUCUUAAUGAGCUGCUCAGGGAAGCCUCAUCUAGUACCGAGGGUGCUAUGGAUCAGGAUCAACACAUUUUCUUUACGGAUAAUCAGCAAGCCAUAGCCUGUGAGAUCCUAAAGGCCAUGUUCAACCUCAUCGUUCGGCCUGGCAGCGAGGACAGUGAAACUGAGGCAGAUGAGGCAAUGUACCUCAAGUUGAUGCCUGUGCUGACCUCCCUGCUGUAUACCAAGACUACUGACGAGGAGAAAUUGAUGGAGUUGCGAAGUAAUGUCGCUAAUUUGUUGACCAGCGUGCCACCACCAUAUUACGCAUAUCUAACCCCAGACCUGAACCCUGGGGAGAUUGCAGAGUGUACAUUCGAGGGAAGGAACAUGGACGCGUUGCAGUCCCUUGUGCAGCUCUUGCAGUACAGGUUGUCAAACACCACGAACACAAAGAACCAAUGCGAGAACCUAUCCCCGAUACUAACCGUGAUGAACAAGGCGGUGCGAACGCGCGUGGCGCGCAAGUGGCUCCGGGCGCGCGUGCUGCCGCCGCUGCGCGACGUGUCCCGCCCGCCCGAGCGGGGUAGCGAGCUGCGCAACCAGCUGUGUCGCCUGCUUACUACACCCGUGGGCGCUAUUCGGGACUUGGUUGCCGAGUUUAUCUUCAUUAUGUGCAAGGAGAAAGUGGGUCGUAUGGUGAAGUACACUGGUUUCGGAAACGCCGCGGGGCACCUCGCGCAGAAGGGCCUGCUGGGCGCGCGCGGCGCCUCGGGCCGCUACUCGUCCAGCAGCGACGACUCGGACACGGAGGAGUACCGCGCCGCCGCGCCCGCCAUCGACCCCGUGGUCGGCUGCACGCGCCCGCCCCGACCCAACCCUUUUGAGGGCAUGACCGAUGAACAGAAAGAGUACGAGGCGAUGAAGUUGGUGAACUUAUUCGACAAGAUGGUGUCAGAGGGCGUAGUGGUGCCGGCGCGAGUUGGUGCCGACGGCCGCCCCGAGCCAGUCCAACACGUGCUGGAACUGCGUGACCCGCCCAACCGUCCGCAGUCCUAAACCGACUGUACUCCGAAUUCUACCGAAUUCUAUUCUUA